Molecule: messenger RNA, 1625 nt
Organism: Aegilops tauschii subsp. strangulata
Lineage: Eukaryota; Viridiplantae; Streptophyta; Magnoliopsida; Poales; Poaceae
Product: putative serpin-Z6A
Molecular function (GO): serine-type endopeptidase inhibitor activity
Source: RefSeq, a predicted model, not a curated record
UCGGCAACCACACACGAACAGAGGAGACGGGGCAACCCACCAUUGCCAGCUAUAGUAGUUUUCUUCGGGCCAUAGGCAAAGAAAAUCGCCAGGCCGCAGCGAGUGCGCGUCAACGCAAGGCAAGAUGCAAUCUGCCAAGGAGCUCGUCCUCCGCUGCCUAUGGCUCUGCACGGAGGCGGAAGCCGAGCCCGAUCACGCCCUCGCCGCCAGCGACGGCCUGCAGGCGUUCGCCCCCGCCGCCAGCGAGGGCCUGCAGGCGUUCGCCCUCGGCCUGAACAAGCGCCUCGCCGACGACGACGCCGGCAGGAGCGGCAACCUGGUCACGUCGCCGCUGUCCGUCUACGCGGCGCUGGCGCUGGUAGCCGCCGGCGCCCGCGAGGGCACCCUCGACGAGCUGCUCCGCGUCCUUGGCGCGCCUUCCCGGGACUUCCUCGCCGGCCACGUCCGCGCGCUGGCAGAGCAUGCCCUCGCCGACGGGUCCCGGACGGGCGGCCCGCGCGUCAGCUUCGCCUGCAGCGUGUGGCACGACGUGACGAUGCCCCUCCGCCCCGCCUACCGCGCCACCGCCGCCGAGUCGUACAAGGCCGUCGCCUGCGCCGUCAACUUCCUCCAAAAGCCGGAGGAGGCAAGGGAGCAGAUCAACGCAUGGGUGGCGGCUGCGACGAACGACCUCAUCCCCUCCAUCCUCAGCCCCGACGCGCUGUCCAGCCGCACCGUCCUGGUGCUCGCUAACGCCAUCUACUUCAAGGGCAUGUGGGCGAAGCCGUUCGACAAGGAGCUCACCAAGGACGACAAGUUCCACCGCCUCGACGGCACCGCCGUGGACGCGCCCUUCGUGCGCGGCUUGGGCUGGCACGACAUCGCCUGCCACGAUGGCUUCAAGGUGCUCCAGCUCCGCUACGUGCAAGGCCACUCCUCGCAGGGCCAGCCGCCGAUCUACUCGAUGUGUGUCUUCCUCCCCGACGCACGCGACGGGCUGUGGGAGCUCACCGACAAGAUCGCCUGCAACCCCGACUUUGUGCGCAAGCACCUGCCGUGUGGCGAUGUCAUGGUCAGCGAUUUCCGGCUGCCUAAAUUCAAGGUCAACUUUGGCAUGAAAAUGGAGGGCAUUCUCCAGGACAUGGGCCUCAACGAGGCGUUCGAGCCGGGGAAGGCCGACUUGUCCGACAUGGCGGAAGACGGCGCAAGGAAGCUGGCGCUGGAGAAAGUAAUCCACAGGGCCGUCAUCGAGGUGAACGAGGAAGGCACCGAGGCCGCGGCUGCCACCGUUGAGACUGUGACGUUAUGUUCUUGGAAAACUAGUGAUGCGCCGCAUGUGGACUUCGUGGCUGACCAUCCGUUUGGCUUCUUCGUCAUCGAGGAGGUGUCCGGUGCUACCCUGUUCGCGGGGCACGUCCUUGACCCCACGACCAACUGAUGGAGGGAGGAAACUGCAUUCAUGAUUGGAUUCUCAUUACAUCUGCUUUAUUACGUUUGCUACAUAAUUCUAUGUAUUCAUGUUAAAUGGUUACAUUCACUUCCGAUGACCGGGAAACUUUUGCUAUGUUUUAGUUGCGUUGCACAAAACAAAGAUUCAUACGACUCUGCCUUCAUUGGAACUAGAUGAUACCCCUGCUUGUUGCAUU